GACCAGCGUGAGCCAGGCAGGCACGCCAGCGACUCUUAUUUGGGAUUGAAGCAUCCGCAGAGCUUAAAAGGAGGGGGGCCAUAUGUUUGGUUUUAUGGCUUGACGGACACGGGGUGGCGGCUCUUCCGGAUUAAUCCACCCCCAAACGACACGAUCCGGCCCAGGGGCGUGAGUGAGCGGGAGAGGUUCGCGGGGCUAAUCCCUUCAAGUGAAUCCGGAGCCUCGGAGUGUGAACGCCGCGUCGUGGCAGUGAUGGAUCCGGAUUAGCUAGAUCCGGAGCAAGGCGCGUGCCAGGAGCCGGUGGGGCUGCCUGCCGCUGCUGGGGCUCCUCCUGCGGGGCCGCGGUCGGUGGGUGAGCCGGAGCGAGGAGGGCGCUUCGGGCCCCGCCGCCGCCGCGGCCUCUGAGGGGAAGGCAGCGGGUUGCGGGGGAGGCGGCCGGCGCCACCACGCCAGGCCUCCGCUUCGGGGCGCUGUGGCUCCUCCUCAGCAGCCCGGCUGGUCGGCGGCGGCGGCCCUUCGGUAGCGGCGGCGGCGGAGGCGGCGAGGGCGGGACCGGGAAGGAGGCAGGCCGGCCAGCCAGCCAGCGAGCAAGCAGGCGGCCCCGGCGGCGGCAGCAGCAGCAGCAGCGGCGGCUCCUCCGGUCUCCUCCCCUGGCCCGGCGGCGGCGGCGGCUUCGAGCGAGCGGCGUUCUGAGAGGCGGGAGGCCGAGAGCCGGGCUAGGCCAGGGCGGGCCGGAUCGGCGCCACGGCGGGCGGCGGCCCCGGCAGCCCCAGCGCGUCUCCACCGCCGACCCCCGGCCAGCGCGGCGGGGACAAAGAGCGGCGGCGGCGGCGGCGGCCUCGGCCUCCUCCUCCGGCUGCUGCUGCCGCUUCUCGGACCGAGCGGCGACGACGACGACGAGGCGGGCCCGGGACCGGAGAGAGGCCUAAAGAAGAGUGGAGCAGGGCCAUGAGUGCUGCUGGGGGAUCGCCUUGCUAGGACCUUGAGGGCCUCGCUGACUUGAUAUUGGAGACCCAGAAGUGGGGAAGGGAGAGAACUGCACACUGUCCCUGUUCCCCCUCUGGCGGGAAGGAGGGGAGAGUCUCUUCACGGAUGAUGGAACCUCUGACCCGCCCCAGUGGAGAUAUAAUGCGGCGGAAUCCGCAGCAAGACUAUGAACUCGUCCAGCGAGUGGGCAGUGGCACGUAUGGAGAUGUCUACAAGGCCAGGAAUUUGCACACCGGCGAGUUGGCUGCGGUAAAAAUUAUCAAGUUAGAGCCAGGUGAUGACUUUUCCUUGAUACAGCAAGAGAUCUACAUGGUUAAGGAAUGCAAACACUGUAACAUUGUGGCUUACUUUGGAAGCUAUCUCAGCCGUGAAAAGCUCUGGAUUUGUAUGGAGUACUGCGGAGGAGGAUCCCUUCAAGAUAUUUAUCACGUGACGGGGCCGCUGUCAGAGUUGCAGAUUGCAUACGUUUGCAGAGAGACGUUACAGGGGCUUGCUUAUUUGCACAUGAAAGGCAAAAUGCACAGAGACAUUAAGGGUGCAAAUAUCCUGCUGACGGACCAUGGAGACAUCAAGUUGGCUGACUUCGGCGUAGCAGCAAAAAUCACAGCCACCAUUGCAAAGAGGAAGUCGUUUAUUGGCACCCCUUACUGGAUGGCCCCAGAAGUGGCAGCCGUAGAAAAGAAUGGAGGCUACAACCAACUCUGCGACAUCUGGGCUGUGGGCAUCACUGCCAUCGAGCUUGGAGAGCUGCAGCCACCCAUGUUCGACCUUCACCCGAUGAGGGCUCUCUUUCUAAUGUCCAAAAGCAACUUCCAACCUCCAAAGCUAAAGGAAAAAACGAAAUGGUCAUCAGUAUUCCAUAAUUUUGUAAAAGUAGCACUUACAAAAAAUCCAAAGAAGAGGCCAACGGCAGAAAGACUUCUUAGUCAUAGCUUUGUUGGGCAGCCUGGGCUUUCUCGAUCGCUCGCCGUUGAACUGUUGGACAAAGUCAACAAUCCUGAUAACCACCCCCAUUAUAGCGAGGCAGAUGAUGACGACUUUGAGCCUCAUCCUGUCAUCCGCCACACCAUUCGCUCUACCAACCGGAAUGUGAGAGCAGAAAGGACCGCGUCGGAAAUCAACUUUGACAAGUUGCAGUUUGAGCCACCUUUAAGGAAGGAGACGGAAGCACGGGACGAAAUGGUGGUAGCAGCGGGUGCACACUUUGCUUCACACUGGAAUCCUUUUGUUGACGGCGGAAGUUGCACCAAGGGCCUUCUUACCAAAUUUGGCGAUGGCCACGAAGAUGCUGAGGAAUCAACACUGAAACGAGCAGGACCCCCUCCUCUGCCUCCAAAGCCUAGGCUCAGUAUUUAUCAGGAAGAAAGCCUUGUUGAUGACGAGAAGUCCCAGACGAUUAAGUAUUGCCCUGACUCCCGUAAUCAAGCCCCUCCGGCUCAUAGGAGGCAAAGCAUCCCCGUGUGUGGACCCCAAGUCGAGCCUUCGCCUAUUGGCAUGACCAGCAGCGUCAGCAGUCCUGGCUUGCUCACCGCCCGAUACAGCGACAUAGGCAAUGGGGACAGUGUGCCGAAACUCCUUGAGGAAAAUGCCGAUUGUUUGGGGCACAUGCCACAGCUGCCACGGAAAAAGGAGAAACGGGAAUUUCCGCCAGCAAUCAAUGGCCUACCGCCAACACCAAAGGUGCUGAUGGGAGCAUGCUUCUCCAAAGUGUUUGAUGGCUGCCCUUUGAAGAUCAACUGUGCCACAUCAUGGAUACAUCCAGACACAAAAGAUCAGUAUAUUAUCUUUGGGACCGAAGAGGGAAUUUAUACGCUGAACCUCAAUGAGCUUCACGAAGCCACCAUGGAACAGCUGUUUCCACGGAGGUGUACGUGGCUGUAUGUGAUCAACAAUACCUUAAUGUCACUCUCAGGGAAAACAUUCCAGCUCUACUCUCAUAACCUGAUAGCUUUGUUUGAACAAGCCAAAAAAACAGGACUAGCGGCUCACAUUCAGACCCAUCGAUUCCCUGAUAAAAUAUUACCAAGGAAGUUUGCCUUAACAACAAAGAUCCCUGAUACAAAAGGGUGCCAUAAAUGCUGUAUAGUAAGAAACCCAUAUACGGGCCAUAAAUACCUCUGUGGAGCUUUACAGUCGGGGAUCGUUUUGCUUCAGUGGUAUGAACCAAUGCAGAAAUUUAUGUUAAUAAAGCACUUUGACUUCCCUUUGCCAACCCCCUUGAAUGUAUUCGAAAUGCUGGUGAUCCCAGAACAGGAAUACCCCAUGGUGUGCGUCGCCAUCAGCAAGGGGGCUGAACCAAAUAAAGUCGUUCAGUUUGAAACGAUCAACUUGAAUUCGGCUUCUUCGUGGUUUACGGAAAUGGGUGCAGGUUGCCAACAACUCGAUGCCAUCCACGUCACCCAGCUGGAGAGAGACACGGUUCUGGUGUGCUUGGACAGAUUUGUAAAAAUUGUGAAUCUGCAAGGAAAACUGAAGUCAAGCAAGAAGUUGGCCUCAGAAUUGAGUUUUGAUUUCCGCAUUGAAUCUGUAGUGUGCCUUCAGGACAGCGUCCUGGCCUUCUGGAAGCAUGGGAUGCAGGGCAAGAGCUUUAAGUCGGACGAGGUCACCCAGGAGAUCUCAGAUGAAACCCGGGUCUUCCGCUUACUGGGUUCAGACAGGGUGGUGGUGCUGGAAAGCCGACCGACGGACCACCCAACUGCACACAGCAACCUCUACAUUUUGGCAGGCCAUGAAAACAGUUACUAGGCAACUGUAACCCGACUCGGAGAGCAAGCCAAGGAAUACGUCGCCGCCGCAUAAGGAAACAGCCCUUUAAGGAAACUCUGUACCAGCCGGAUGCCGGCACCCGUCUCUCCUCUCCCGCCCGCCCAGUAUGCUUUGCCCUGUCAGUAUCCAAAUGGACCCCCGUCUUUAGGAUCGAGAGCCAAAAGUUGUGUGUGUCUUGCAGCUGGGAAGCAGCUGUUCUGUCACUUGCCACUAUGUGGUUGGUUAUGUCAAGUUUGCUUAAUAAAAGCUAUGAGAUAAUUAGUCCCUUUUGUUCGUUAGGCCUACGGAUGCAUGAAAACCCCAGAUGCAAUAAUGGUGCCAUAUAACGUGGAUCUUGGCGCUCUGGUUAAAAACCUGGGGCGGCAUUUCUUCCAUUCUUCUGAUAAUGCCUACAUUUGAAUGCAGGUGGCUGAGAAUAAAAGCAGAAAUGGAGCGGGAGGGAAUAUCUUGAGGGCAAGACCCAUUGGGGACUCCUCCUUUGUGGGUUCUAUGCAGGUCCCCCAGAAAUGCCCCUAUUUCCAUGGGCCAUCAACAGGAGAAGAUCCUAAUACGUUGCGUGAGUGACUGUGUGUGUGCGCAUUUUAAGCAACUGUUCUCUGUGGGUUUGUAAAAUAGACUAUUUAAUCCUUAUUUAUUAAUCUGCUGCUAGGGUGGAAUUGAUGUAUCCUAACUUUUAGCACAUGAAGGUUGCAGAGCAGCUUCUGGUUUUGGGUGGGCAGGGAGGGAACGUCUUUCUUUUUUACAAUUGUACAAAGUACCCUGCAUUCAUUUGGCCCUUUUUCCUCUUAGGUGUAGCAGAUUGUCUUAGGGAGGUGUUUUAUAUAAUGGGGGUGUGGGGGGAAAUUCCCUUUUGGCUAUUCCUCUAUACAUGCAGUUUUGUACAAGAGUAUUUUGUAUGGGUUUUGUCUGCAGAAUUUGCCAUAAAAGGGAAUUUUGGCAUUUACUGAAACAAUAAAUGUACAUUGUGGAAAUACAAGCUGGCUCUUAAAGAGGAAAUGCUGUUAGAGAUUGUUUGGGGUGGGUGUGUGUGUGUGUGUGUGUGUGUGUAUAUAAAGAUUGUGUGUGCAUGAGCAGAUGUCUGGAGGGGAAGCCGCUUAUGCGUGUUUUCAUAAGCUGAUGAAAAUGUAGUGGGGGAAAGAGGUGAGGGCCUCAUCCAGUUGGGUCUUCAUGGAUCUGUGCCUCUUGACCCAACCCAGUCCAGACAUGGUGGAGGUCUCCACCCACACUGAUCAUGGCUGAUCCCUGACAGGACAGCUGUCUAACCACCAGGGCUUGGUCGAGCCCUUUCAGAUGGGUUCUUGUGCUCACUGUGGCGGUGGGCAGGGGUGUCCCAUUGGAAAAGGUACCCGCCUUUUCCUGGAAUAGCUUCCCUUCAGUUCCAGGGUCAGCCCAGGGACUCAGGAAGCCAACUGGAUGAGUCUUUCCAAGGUGUAAUGCCCCGGCAUCUUACAGAAGAGAAGUCUUAAAACACUUUGAUCUGUUCUUGGACACAUAUAUUGUAUUUAUACUGUGCCAGGAGGGAGCUGGAGAAAGUGCAGUGCCUGGAAAACCUGGAUUUCCCUUAGUCUGGGCAUGUUUGAAUGCUUGGGUUAUUUCUCAGUGGUAUAGUAUAAAGAUAUAAGAAGCAGUAUUGUCUAAUAAAUCUAGGGGGGGUCCACCUUCCUCUUCAAGGCUGUCAUCCAUGUUUCUUCUUUUUGCUUUCCUCCAUUAAAGUAUCCCUUUGUUCCUGA
This is a messenger RNA of Hemicordylus capensis (graceful crag lizard), 5483 nucleotides long. It is a transcript of the gene MAP4K5, whose product is annotated as mitogen-activated protein kinase kinase kinase kinase 5. The record is from RefSeq and is a predicted model, not a curated record. The transcript has 33 exons. Gene Ontology annotation, molecular function: ATP binding; MAP kinase kinase kinase kinase activity. Lineage: Eukaryota; Metazoa; Chordata; Lepidosauria; Squamata; Cordylidae. Bases 1093 to 3732 code for a protein of 879 amino acids. Gene Ontology annotation, biological process: protein phosphorylation.